Clonostachys byssicola is the source of this 1197-nucleotide messenger RNA. Lineage: Eukaryota; Fungi; Ascomycota; Sordariomycetes; Hypocreales; Bionectriaceae. The record is from the annotation of a GenBank genome assembly.
AUGUCCUCCCCCCCCGUCAAGAGAAGAAAAAUCGGAGACCCAGAUCGGCCUCAACAACCCAGGAGCAGCAACCAGAUCCAGGAGCAAGCGUUCGAGAGGUCCUACCAGAUCCAGCGGUUCCUCUUCAACGACCCCGACAACGACUCGACCACCUGGGCCAUCAUCGAGGGCCGCAGGCAGGAGCCCAAGUUCAUAGACUCCCAGACCACGGCCUCGCCCCCGGGGUCCUGCGAGGACGACUCAUCCGCCGCCGGCGCAGACGACAGCCUCACCACCUCCGUCUCCUUCCACCAGAAGCGCUCCAAGGCGAGGCUGGCCGAGAGCAGCGCCAGGUUCGAGGGGCCCCAUGCUGAGGUCAGAGCCACCAGGAAUAACUUGUCAUACCCAGACUCAGAGCCCUGCAAGGAGGGCAAGCAGUUCCCCAACAUAUCGAAACUCAGAGAACAUCUUAAAAGGGUGCACUCCCCAGAGUACCGAUGCAGCGACUGCAACCACAAGUUCUCCCAGGUCUCCGUCGCGGAGCUGCAGGACCUCCGCGCCUCCCACCGGCCCAAGUGCAGCCACGCCGGCCGCACCCCCCUGCCCGGCUUCGACAUGACCGCCGAGCAGUGGGAGAAGUGCAAGAACUGGAGCCAGAACCGGGGCGUCGACCGCGGCUCCAGGAACGGCCUCUCGGAGCGCAAGCCCGCCUGGUCCUGGCGCCGCAUCUACAACAGCCUCUUCCCCGCCGACCGCAUCGCCGUCGGCCAGGAUCCCUGUGCGUUCAAGCCCAUUGGUCCCAGGGCGCACCAGCUGCCGAGGGCGCAGCCGAGGGGGCCAACGAAGGGGGCUGGGCCCGCGCCGACCAUGACGCCGUCCGAGUUCGUGUCCGUGUUCUCGCUGGACUUCAAGGCUUCCAACGGUAGCGAGGACCCCGCGUUUGGCGAUCCAUGGCCGUCGUCGAACCCACAGGGCCCCAGUUCGAUCACGCCGUCGUCGACGUCCGGGACCACGGAGACGGUGGAGUCGGCCCCGAGCCAGUCCGAGAUACCGGCUCGUCAGCCAGUGACGAUAUUGGAUGACUACAUGGACAGCGCGUGGGCAGAUUAUAAUCCAAACAUGGAUGCCAACAUGGAUGCUUUCCUUGGUGAAUACAUCCCCGGUAUGCAGCCCUCAUUCGGACAAAUUGACGAGCGGAUGGAUGGCUCCGGGACCUGA